AUGUACAAGGUACUGGAGCACAUUAUCCUGGACCGACUCAUUAAACAUCGCGAAGAAACAACGUGCUACCGGCAAGCUGGCUUUCGACCUGGCCGGUCUACGAUUAAACAGGUGUUCAUCGUCAGGAGAGUGAUCGAAAUCUGGCAGCGGUAUUCGAAGCCAAUGCAACUAGCGUUUCUGAACUUUCAAGCCGCGUUCGACUCUCCUCACCGAGGCCGUCUUCUCAACGUGCUCCGCGCCGAUGGAGUACCAGGAAAGUUCGCCCGCUUGCUUGAUGAAAUGAAUCAACGAACAACUGCUGCAGUUCGAACACCAGCCGGAUGUACAACACCGUUUGAAGUGGUAACUGGAGUAAGACAAGGAGCGGUGGCAGGACCCUUCCUGUUCAAUUUCGCCAUCGACGACAUUAUGCGAAGAACAGUCGACCAGUGUCCUGCCGACAUUGUCUUCGCACCAUCAGGGUGCCCCUUGACUGACCUCGAGUACGCCGACGAUGUUGUUAUAUUCGCGGAAAGCAGUACGAAACUUCAGCAUGUUGUCAACCUUGUAUCGAAGCUGGCUGCAGCCUACGGACUACGCCUACGCCCUGAUAAAUGCAAGCAGAUGUGGAUCUCUUCGAGACCUCGAAUGGGAAUCAGGGUGGACGGACAACCGAUAAAACUCGUCGAUGAGUUCUGUUACCUGGGCUGUACGCUGAAGAACAACGGCAGCUACGAGAGAGAUGUUUAG
Messenger RNA from Necator americanus (New World hookworm), 729 nucleotides. RefSeq lists its product as uncharacterized. The coding region runs from base 1 to 729 and encodes 242 amino acids. NCBI's taxonomy places the organism in Eukaryota, Metazoa, Nematoda, Chromadorea, Rhabditida, Ancylostomatidae. The record is from RefSeq and is a predicted model, not a curated record. The transcript has a single exon.